AUGAAUGCAAGGAUUAGCAUACAAAAUGCAGUUUUUGGAGAAGGCAUAUACAAUCCAGUAAACCCAAGCCAAACCAAAACAGUAUCUAGUAUCAAAAAACCAAGUAACAAAAAAUCACAAGAAAAAGUGUCAGCUUCUUCUGCGACAGCAACAAAUGUCGCAAAACGAGAUCAAGAACAUUUUAUGCGAGGUCACAAAGUUAAUCAUAGUCAAGGUAUCACAAAAACGGCAUCGCAGCAACAAAAUACGACGGAGAAAAUCGCAGAAAAUCUCCAAAAAAGAAAUCCGGGAGCAAAAGAAGAAAACAACAUACAGAUUUCAAUACCUGGAUGUCCUGUAGAUGGUCAAACUCAGUCUAUGACAGAACAACCUAAUGAUAAUAAAAAGCUGGCUUAUAAAGAUCCGGACGACAAGACAACGGACGAAAAAUCAAACAUUGUAGCUGCUUUACUCCCUACCAUUACAGAUACAUCUGCCAACGCCAAUAAUUCGGCUAUAGAUUUCAAAUCGGACCCUAUCAAUACAGAUACAUCUGCGAACCCUAAUAAUUCAGAUAUAGAUUCAAGAUCGGUCAAUGGAACAGCACUGACGUCUACAGAAGACGAUGAUUUCUUUUCUCUGAUUGGUAGAGCAGAUGGACGUGUUUCAGAAUUUGAUCUAAGUAAUGAUGGAAGUACUACUUUACGAGAUGACAACGCGUCUGGGACAAGUUCUUAA
Molecule: messenger RNA, 717 nt
Organism: Mytilus trossulus (common blue mussel)
Lineage: Eukaryota; Metazoa; Mollusca; Bivalvia; Mytilida; Mytilidae
Exons: 2
Coding region: 1-717 (238 amino acids)
Source: RefSeq, a predicted model, not a curated record